CAGGAGACGGGAUGUUCUUUGCAUGUACGGGCGUAAUUAUCAAAAACGAUCCGGAGACUAAGAUGACGAGCUUUCUGACUUCAUUAAGUUUGGUUAGAUCUAUUGAAGAUGACAGCAAGAUCUUUCACAACAUGACGAUUCAAGUGCGCCUUCAAGAUAACAAUGUUGAGCUGGGAUGGUGGAACUUCUGGGAUGUACAACACAAAACCUUGCUGUUAUCAACAUACCUCGCUUCCAUACUCUUCAAGUAGCAUGUCUAGAUAAUCAGAGGCAAUUCGAGAGUCAUAGCAAAGUAGUUGCUGUAGGGCGUUGCUUCAACUCAGGAAAAUUAAUGGCCACAGAUGGAAUGUUGACUGACAAUCCAAGUGGAGAUUAUCGUGAGGAGCUUGCGGUCUCCACAUGUCAAAUUACUAUGACUGGAGUUGGAGGGCCCCUCAUUGAUUUUAAUGGGGACUUCGUUGGGAUGAACUUUUAUGCCAAGGAAUAGACUCCAUUCUUACCAAGGACUAAAAUUAUUGAACUCUUGAAGCAGUUUAGUGAAAGAGUCCCGCUCUGUGCUAAGAAAGGACCUGGUAUCACAAUCAAAAGAUUUCCCAUACCUCAUGAGUCUGAUUCACAAGGCAGCUCAAGGGGAGAGCAAAAUAAUAAGGGCCAGAAACCUUCCAUAUGUACUCUCUGUGAUCCAGAAUGUCAACCAGGACUCAAGGAUAAAAUAUUAAAUUGUAUGCGUUUUCAUGCCCGAUGGCCGUAUUCUUCUCCUUAUGGUGAUGAUGAAAAAAUUGAGCUGAGGUCCAAUGGUUAUCCCUUUCCACUCUGGGAGGAUUUCCGCAGGUGUUUGGUUAAUACUUUUGAAGAGGAAUUUGGUGAAGAUGUGUCAACCAAACUCAAAAGAAAAGUUGCUUCAAAUAUGCCUCAGAGUGUUGUGGCACUGGCUUCAUUCAUUCGCAAAAGAAGAUGUUUUGCUUGCACAGGCAUAGUCAUAGAAUCCAAAAUGUCCACAACAAGAGUUUUGACCUCCGCAAGUUUGAUUAGAACUCCUAACAACGAAAACAUGGUUGAUGAUAAGUUGAAGAUUGUUGUCUGCCUUCCGGAUAAUCGACAUAUCCCAGGGACGUUGCAAUAUUAUAGUCUAAAUUAUAACAUUGCUGUCAUCACUAUCACGGAUUUCUGCUGCACUCGGAUAGCACAAAUCAAUGAGAAGGUGCAAAUUAAACCUUGUGGAGAGGUAGUGGCUGUAGGGCGUGUCCACAAUUCAGGUAAAUUAAUAGCCACAAGUGGGGUAGUGACUGACAAGACAAGUGAGCUUAGUUGCAAAGAGCUUGUGAUCUCUACUUGCAAAAUCACCAAGGCUGGGAUUGGAGGGCCUCUUAUAGAUUUUGCUGGGAAUUUAAUUGGCAUGAACUUCUAUGGCUUGGGAGAAACUCCGUACCUACCAAUGAAUAUAAUUCUGGAACUCUUGAGGAAGUUUGAUGCAAAAGGGACUGUUGCUAUUGACGAUCAUAUCUCGAACAGGUGGCCUGUGCCCAAGCCAUUUUGGUGCUAUCCAACAUGGCACGAGGCUAAUGAAGAAAUAGAUCUAGUUGAACUUUUAGCCGAAAUGCGUGUCCUCUAUUGAUGAAAUAGAUGUGGAUAAGCUAAGCUCCCUUGUAGCAGGCCAUCACUUCCGUUGCAGGAUUGCCUUUAUACAGUGUUGACGAUUGUAUCAUUUUAGGUUGGUUUCAGCUAAUUAACUAAGCACCAGCAUUUUCCUAGCUAA
Lolium perenne is the source of this 1756-nucleotide messenger RNA. The record is from RefSeq and is a predicted model, not a curated record. Lineage: Eukaryota; Viridiplantae; Streptophyta; Magnoliopsida; Poales; Poaceae.